ACCUACAAUCGUCGGGCGGCGCCACCAGCGCGCUGCUAUCCGCGCCACCAACGGAGGCGUCCCCAAUCACGCAGGCGCUCCACCGGGAAACGAAACUUUGCCACCGUGUGUCAGCGCCCUUCGAGCCCUACUUUCCGUGGUUGCUUCCGACUGUGCUUGCGACAUUUGAACUGUUAUCAACGUUGCACCGCAACUGCAUUUGCUCGCGAACGUUUUCACUCGGCAGCACCCGGAGAGAGACGCAAGUUACCCGCGAUGUCGCGGGUUCUGCAUUGCGGUUUCAAGCCGGUCCACGGCCUCGACGAGUAUUUUCGGCCAUCGCUACUGCGGAAAGGACGCCGCUUGCUGGACAAUAACCAUGUGUUCGGUGUCCGGGAGGUUGACGGGUCUGAGAUUUCUGCAAAAUGUCUGUCGGAGCAAAGCAAGCACGUAUACCAAGUGGACCUCAAAGUGGCACAAAGAAAAGAAGUUUCGCAUAAGCAGUACCACUAGCCACACAAUACUCCAUGCCCGACGGAGCCCUGAGGAGGUUGCCAGGGCCAUCCUGAACUCAAGGCCAUUUUCUACAGAGGCCACGGCCUAUGGACUCCGUACAGAACCCCUGGCUCGAAUGGAGUUUGAGCGUCAACUAGGUGUUGAAGUUGUGGAGAUGGGUUUGCUCAUACACCCGGAUCAGCCUUGGCUGUGUGGCAGCCCUGAUGGCAUGUUCUGCCUGUCUGGGGAAACAUGCCUUUUGGAAAUCAAGUGUCCCCACAAGUGUAAAGAAGCAGACAUGUUCGACAGCUCGGGAGAGAGCAUCCUAGACUACAUCCAGGGAACAGGCAGCAACCGAAGACUGAAGACAACGCACAGAUAUUUCACUCAAGUACAGAUAUUACUGUACUUGUUGAAUGUACAAAAGUGCUACUUUUUUGUAUAUUCCAGCAGGAAAAAUGUCAUUAUUGAAGUCAGUAGGGAUGAUACCUUUCUUUACGAGAGCAUCCCAGCCCUUGAAAGAUUUUAUUUUACUUACCUUCUGCCUGCUGCAGCUGCAGCGAAAUAA
Molecule: messenger RNA, 1042 nt
Organism: Dermacentor silvarum
Lineage: Eukaryota; Metazoa; Arthropoda; Arachnida; Ixodida; Ixodidae
Exons: 4
Coding region: 359-1042 (227 amino acids)
Source: RefSeq, a predicted model, not a curated record